Adineta ricciae is the source of this 492-nucleotide messenger RNA. The record is from the annotation of a GenBank genome assembly. Lineage: Eukaryota; Metazoa; Rotifera; Eurotatoria; Adinetida; Adinetidae.
AUGACACAUUCACUUAUUGAGGAUUCGGAUUUUGAUGAUGAAGAUGAUGAAAAUGAAGAGAACUAUCGGCGAUUACUGAAAAAACCUGGAUCAUUGCCACCAUGUGAUCCUUCGAUCUUACCGGCUUCGUCGUUCUCAGAUCGAUGUAGUUUAUGCUCGCGAGAAGAAGCGGAAAAUAUUUUGACAAACUCAAUGCGAGUCAGUCCGGGUAACUUUUUAGUGCGUCCAAGUGCUCAUUUGAAUCAUCCGUAUUCACUGAGUGUUCUGACAAAUGAAAAACAAAUUUAUCAUUUUCAAAUUGGUUACAUCGCGAACAAAUACGUUCUUGGUCCUCUUCAAGCAAUUGAUCUGUCCAAAUCAAAAAGAUUUUCUACGUUGAGUGAUUUUCUCCAAUGGUUUUCCAAGCGUCCUAUUCAAUUUCAAGAUGAUAAUCAGAAAGAUCAUUCGAUUUUAUUACAAUUAUAUCCUUUCUAUGAAACCACACGAUUUUAA